GGAGACGCUGAGAAACAGGCGCAAACACCUACUGGAAAUGUUCUACUACUGUUGCGCAAACGAUCGGUGCCUUUCACGAAAGCAAGCGUUGCUGUGUGACUGGAUCAGAGUGAGAAAAUCAGCUCAGAGGUCCCAGAUAUGUGUUUGGUGAGAGUGGGACUCCGUGUUGGACUGCUGCACUGAUGAAUUGAACAGUGUGAAGCCCUCCAGUUGCACUGGAUUCUGCAAACUAGCAGUUGGUUGACUUUUGAGGUUCCUCACCCUGAGCUGAGAAUUGAAAAAGAAAUGACUGUGGCCAGUGCAAAGUCUGGUUCAGUCAUGCAGCAGGUCUUGGACAAUCUGAAAGAUCUGCCAUCAGGCACAGGAGCCAAAGAUAUUGACCUGAUCUUCCUCAGGGGUGUCAUGGAGAGCCCCAUUGUCCGCUCCCUCGCUAAGGCUCACGAACGUCUUGAGGAAGUGAAGCUACAGCCCGUACAGGAAGAUAACGUUCUUCUGGUGAAGGAGAUCGUGGAUUCUCUGAACACCCUGUUGGAGAAAGAUGCUGCCGCAGCAGAGCUUUCCAAAAUCCUCCAAGAACCACAUUUUAAGUCUUUGAUUGAGGCUCACGAUAAAGUGGCCGCAAAGUGCUACGAAAUGCCUCAUGUCACGCUGAACAGCGAUGCCCCGACGACGAGUCUGCUCAUGCCCAUCAAUGCUGUCAGGAUGAUUGGCAUCCAGAAGAGAGCCGGUGAACCACUGGGGGUGACGUUUCGAGUGGAGCGGGGAGAAAUGGUGAUUGCACGGAUCCUGCAUGGCAGCUCGAUUGACAGACAGUGCACGCUGCACGCAGGAGACAUAAUCCAGGAGGUGAACGGUUGCAAUGUCAGCAGUAAUCCACAAGAGCUCCAAGAGCUGCUGAGGGACUGCAGUGGGAGCAUCACACUCAAAGUCCUGCCCAGCUACAAGGAGACACCUGCACCUCCACAGGUUUAUCUGAAGGCUCAUUUCAACUACAACCCAUCAACAGACAACCUGAUCCCGUGUAAAGAGGCGGGGCUGGCAUUCUCCAAGAGAGACAUUCUUCACGUCGUUAACAAGGAGGACCCCAACUGGUGGCAAGCACGUAACGUUGCUGGAGGAGCCACUGGUCUGAUCCCCAGCCAGUUCUUGGAGGAGAAGAGGAAAGCUUUUGUGAGAAGAGACUGUGAUACGUCUGGUGCAGGAAUGCUCUGUGGAACUCAAACUUUAAAGAAAAAGAAGAAAAAAAUGAUGUACCUCACCUCAAAGAAUGCAGAAUUUGACCGUUACGAGCUGCAGAUUUAUGAAGAGGUAGCAAAGAUGCCGCCGUUUCAGAGGAAAACGCUCGUACUGAUCGGAGCCCAGGGUGUUGGUAGGCGGAGCCUGAAGAACAGACUGAUUGUCAUGAACCCACUGCGAUAUGGAACCACUGUACCCUUCACCUCACGGCCUCCGAGGGAAGAGGAAAGACACGGACAGAACUACUGCUUUGUGACGCGGGCGGAGAUGGAAAAGGAUAUCAAGGACAGCCGUUAUCUGGAGCACGGCGAAUACGACGGCAACCUUUAUGGCACCAAGAUAGACUCCAUCCAUGAAGUGGUGGACACGAGCCGGACCUGCAUCCUCGAUGUCAAUCCUCAGGCCCUGAAAAUGUUGAAGACUGCUGAGUUCAUGCCAUUUGUGGUGUUUAUUGCUGCUCCUGAACUGGACACACUAAGAGCUAUGCACAAAGCCGUGGUCGACGCUGGACUGACCACCAAACUGCUCACAGAGAACGACCUAAAGAAGACCGUGGAUGAGAGUGCCAGGAUCCGCCGGGCGUACAGCCACUACUUUGACCUGACCAUUACCAACGACAAUCUGGACAAGGCCUUUGACAAACUGCAGGAGGCCGUCGAGCGAUUGUUCAUAGAGCCGCAGUGGGUACCCGUCAGCUGGGUGUACUGAUGCUCUGCUCCUGACUGGUCAGACUGAAGUGUCCCAAGAUGCUCAGCCUGGGAAGAGAUGGGGCAGCCAGAGGGAACAGGGAUCCAACAGCCUGCUGCACACAAGGACAAAGUGGGGGACAAACCAGCGAGAAUGUGGGUUCCACUCCAACCCGCAGCUGAGUCACUUUGCUCUGACGUUCCAGAUACGUUCUAGCAUACUAUGCAAAUCAAAACAAAAAAAAGUGUACUUAUUUAUUGGAAAAAUGGUUUUAAGCAAAUGGUUUUGAUUCAGGGUGACUGGAAACAACAACUUACCAUUAUGUCAGGAAGGUUUAAGAGUAAAAAAAAAAUUUUUUUUGCUAUGUUUUUAAUUUUACAUUUGUAUGCAAGAUAGGACAAGCAUAUUUAUUCUGGAAAAAUGAGGGCUUGUUCCACAAAAAGAAUAAUACCUCAGUGUUACAGUUUACAGUGUAUAUACAUCAAGUAUUACUUCACUACAUAACUGCUUGGAGAAAACAACAGGGGAGACACGUUCUCUGUUCCCUUAAGGGAAAAAUGGUUCCUUGCACAUGGAUUAGUUAAAUGAUGGAAGAGAAAAUAUCACACAGAUAUACAAGAAAAUACUAUACGAUUUAUCUAAUGCCAAUUGGGGCACCACAGGCUUGUAUUAUCAUAAGUCACUUCAUACAUUUAUGACUGUUUAGAGCCGUCACUGCCGUGCUAAGAAAUAACUUUUCCACAGGACUAACAGGGUAAAAAUAUCCCUUUUGAUGUGAUUACUAGCACCUAACCUUUAAAAAUCAUUUAAUUCAAAGGUAUAUUUUACAAUAUUCCAGACAUGUAUUUUAAGAGGUCAAAUAAACAUGUUUUGUAAC
Molecule: messenger RNA, 2800 nt
Organism: Thalassophryne amazonica
Lineage: Eukaryota; Metazoa; Chordata; Actinopteri; Batrachoidiformes; Batrachoididae
Product: MAGUK p55 subfamily member 6-like
Exons: 14
Coding region: 286-1944 (552 amino acids)
Cellular component (GO): plasma membrane; cell-cell junction
Molecular function (GO): protein binding
Source: RefSeq, a predicted model, not a curated record